AUGGGUUGUGAAUUCUGGGAAAUCAUCAGCGACGAACACGGCAUCGACCCGACCGGGGCUUACCACGGAGACUCGGAGCUGCAGCUGGAGCGGAUUUCAGUCUACUACAAUGAAGCCAGUGGCGGGAAGUACGUGCCUCGAGCCAUUCUCGUGGAUCUUGAGCCCGGGACCAUGGACAGCGAUGGGAUUUCUUGCAGUAAAUGA
Molecule: messenger RNA, 204 nt
Organism: Notodromas monacha
Lineage: Eukaryota; Metazoa; Arthropoda; Ostracoda; Podocopida; Cyprididae
Source: the annotation of a GenBank genome assembly